UUCACCAAUGUUUUCAUGUAAACAUUGCGAACUUUGAGAAAGCUUUCGUACAACUCUAGAACUCUAUGCAAAAACAUAACCCUAACCACCUUAACUGUCAACAUUAAAUUCCGGUGCCUAAAAGUCUUCUUAUGGUUUUGUGGACCCUGUCAGAUAUGACGGAAUAACGUAAUGUACAAAGAUUAAUUGCUUAAAUAUACAAUAAUCGCAGCAUUGGAAAAUACUGUAAAAUUAUGGCGAAUAAAUUGCGAGUUUUCUCGCUCCUCAUGUGGAAGAACUAUACUGUUCGAAAAAGACAUUGGAAAGUCAGUUUAUUGGUGGAAAUUUGCAUUCCUUUACUUUUGUUUAUACUAACUCAAGUCAUCAGAGAUUUCGCUGUGGAAAAUAGUUCUUACGUGAAAAUAGAAACCAACGACACGUAUUAUCCAAUUCAAACGAAGGAUGAAGUUUUGAGCUUUAUGAAUGAUAUAAAGACAUUCGUCUACUUUGUACCCAAGAAUAAUUUCACGAAAGAUAUAAUGCAAACAACUCGUAGAUGUCUCUCACUUCCUGAAAGCAGAGUCAUAGGAUUUUCUUCUGAAGACGAAUUGCUGAAAAACUAUACUUCGAAAAAACUCGCUGAUAUUGACGCCGAAGUUCUCGGAGUUAUUUUCAAAAACCCUGAUGAACUUAAUUCCACUUCGAAACGCCUUGAUUAUACAAUUAGAUCUGAUGGCCGGUCAAUAAAUGCAUUCCUCGAUUUUGUUAAAAAGAAGCCAUUUUUACAAAUUCAGAUGUGUCUUGAUGAAUCCUUCCUCACACUGAAAAUGUCAAAUUCUAAUUUCAACAGCCAAAUUUCUAUACAACAAAUGCCAGAUCCUGCACAAACUGUGAACCUAGUUCAGGAAUUUAUUCGACCCAUGUAUGCAGUGGUUGCAGUAAUGGCGUUUUUAAUUCCACUUUAUAUCGAAGCUGCCUACCCUGCCAAUGAAAAGAAUAUCGGAGUGAAUGUACUAAUAUCGAUGAAUGGUGUUAAAAAUUACGAGAAUCUGUUAAGCUGGUUGAUGAGUGGAUUAUUUUUCAGCAUAUUGUACAUCCUACCCCGACUGAUAUUAUUUAAGAUCUCUUUCUCGCAAGCUACACCGUACUUAUAUUUUGGAAAUAUUUUCCUUGUGGGAGUAAUGCAUUAUGUGCAUAUAGUUCAUCUUUUAGCAUUUGGAUACCAUAUUGCUUCAUACUUUUCUAAAUCUACCUUUAGAGCACUGGCGAUAGAAUUCAUUUAUCUUGGAUCAUUUGCGAUGCAAAAUUACUUCAUCAAAAGUAAAAUUUAUGCUAUUAUUCCAUAUUUUGGAAUAUUUUUUCCAAACAUUCUCUUAUAUCGAAUUUACGAAGAGAUUGAUAUAUACGAAGAACAAUACAUAGGUGUUGGAUUCGAUAAUUUAUUCCUUGUUGGGGAUUUGAGGUAUGCGAAUGCAGGAAGUUUGGGUGUCAUAUUGAUAUUUUCAAUCCUGGGUACUGUACUUCAUUUCUUGCUAGCUCUUUAUGUUUCCUCUCUAUUUCCUGGAAAAUUUGGAGUCGCAAAGCAUCCGCUUGACUUUUUAAAGAUUCUGAAGUCAAAAAAAGUCUCUUCAGAAGAGGAAUUAUAUGAUUGCAAUUACAACAAUAUGGAAGGAAAACCUUUUGAGGCAAUACCUAAAGACGUUUUUACUCCUGGCAUUCAGAUCCGAAAUUUGAAAAAAUCGUAUGUCAUGAACGUUUUUAGUGGCGAAGCAACCCAAGCACUUCGUGGAAUUUCUCUCGAUUUUUAUAAAGGACAAAUAACAACUUUGCUUGGUCAUAAUGGUGCAGGAAAGACCACUAUGAUGUCAAUUUUAACCGGUUUACUGAGUCCAACCGAAGGAAUAGUUCUUAUAAAUGGAAAAAGAGUCACUGAUCAAAUGGACGAAAUUGUAACCGAUUUAGGUCUUUGUCCUCAAGAAGAUAUUCUUUUCCCAGAUUUAAAUGUAUUCGAACAAAUCGAGUUUUUUGGCUUGUUAAAGAAUAAAAACAAGACGAGGGCGCAAGUAAAGAAAAAUGUGAAUGACCUACUGAAACAAUUGAAAUUAACCGCAAAACGGAACGUAUUACCUGCGAAACUCUCUGGAGGUCAAAAAAGGAGAACUUGUCUUGGAAUGGCAAUAAUUGGCGAUGCAAGCACACUAAUAUUGGACGAACCUACAUCCGGAAUGGAUCCUGAAACCAGAAGAGAAGCGUGGGAUAUUUUAUUGAAAAUGAGAGGGGAAAAGACGAUUUUGAUAAGCACUCAUAAUAUGGAAGAAGCUGACGUUCUUGGAGAUAGAACUGCUAUUGUUCAAUUAGGAGAAUUAAAAAGUUACGGGACGCCAAUGUUUUUGAAAAAAUUCUAUGGCCAAGGAAACAUUGAAGUGACAUUAUCUACAGAAGACAAAUAUGACCUGGAGAAAAUAAGAAAUCAAUUCACCGGAGAAAGCGAGCUAAUUAAUUUUGACGGUGGAAAAAUAGUUUUGAGUAUUCCAUACACAGACCAUUUACCAGAUGACUUAGACAAGAUUGAAUCAUCAAAAAAAAAACUUGGUGUAAAUGGCAUUAGCGUCUCACUAAUAACUUUGGAGCAGGUUUUUCUCAAGGCGACGAAUGAAGAUAAUGAUAAGACUGAAGUGGAUAAUUCACAUAUGGAAAGAAUAAAGAAAGUUGAUGGUCACAAACUUGUCUUUCAGUCGGCAAUGGCGCUCUUGUUAAAGAAAUUAACAUUCACGCAAAAAAAUAUGUUAACAUUUUUGUUCAUGCUGUUGCUUCCUUUACUGGGAAUUCUUUUCAUAGCAUUGGGUUCUAUCGAUCUUGAUGAUACAAAUGUACAUCCGACAAGACUUGAUAUGUACAGAGAUCCAAUAACUUUCUAUUUCUCGAAUGAUGACCACUGUGGACAAAUUUAUGAUUCGACUGUCAAAAGUUUCAACGGAAAAGUCACAAGAAUCAAAGAUUCUAACAUUUCCGAAGCUUUGCUGAAUUUUAGUAGAAAUGACUUGGGACAUUACAAAAAUAAUCUAGUAGCUGCUGCAACUUUUGAACUCGACAAAUAUCAAAAAAUGGAAGCUAAUGCUUUAUUUUCUCAGAAGAUAUUUUACAGUAUACCAAUAUCUUUCAAUCUUCUUUCAAAUACCAUAAUCAAAGCUUUGGUUGGAGAAGAUUAUCAAAUAGAUUUGUCGACUCAGCAAAUGCCAAAUCCAUACCAUUUCCGGGAUGUAGCCGUUACUGAUGGAAAAGAAUACUUCGACACUAUUUUGUUUAUGUCUUUCCUAAUUCCAACCUUAGCAAUGUACGUUAUUCAUCCUCUGAGAGAAUCCUACUCUGGAAUAAAGAACCUUCAAAGGAUGACUGGAGUCACGAGCUACUUGUAUUGGGGCACUUUUUUCAUCUUUGAUUUCCUUUUCUUCAUUAUCUCGCUGAUUCUCAUGUUGAUAGGAUUUUAUUGCAUGGAUGUAAUUCUGGAUCUGCGACUAUUUUAUGGAACUGAAAUGAGUAUUAUGUUUCUCUUGCUGACAUUAUUUGCUGUGAGUACACUUCCAUUUGUUUAUAUCUUCACUUUCCUGAAGAGAAAAACAAGUACCGUUAUAAGUAUUCUAGCCAUUCUUCCCCUCGUAUUUGUUUUAUUGGAAAGUAUAAUUAAUGGAGUGAUACACAUCGCAGUCGGAGAUAAAUCCAUCGCAGAAAUUCUUUCUGUGAUCGAGAAAAGAAUUUUUAUGCUCUUACCUUCCGUAAGCUUCUUUUACGGUCAAGUUAGCUUCUUUGUAACCGCAAAUAAAAACGCCCAUUGUCGAAAGAUGCCAGAAUAUUUGCUAAAGUUGGCUUGUGAAGAAAUGAACCCAUGUUGCAGUCUCAACUGCUCUGAUGGUAAAUGUGAAAAGCAUUUCGAAUAUUUCGGAAACUUUGAAAAGAACGGGGAUCUAGAGGAAUGCGCAUUAUACUUAUUCCUGACUCCUUUUCUUUAUUUCACAAUACUCUUGUUAUUGGAACAAAAAAUAGUACCACUUGCACUUUAUAAAUAUUCGAAAAAAAAUCCUGAUGGUAAUAAUCAGGAAAUGGACGAACAAGUGAUGAAUGAAAAGACUUCCGUUGCUGCUGAGAUUGAGAAAUUGAUAAAGCAAGAAAACUCCAUUCAAAUGCAGAGCAGAUUGGAAAAUGCAAGCGGAGACUAUUCUGCUGUGAAUACUCUUGCAGAAAAUGACUCCAUUUAUUUGGUCUAUAAAUUGAGUAAAAACUAUGGAAAUCUUACUGCAGUAAAGGAAAUUAGUUUCAGUGUUAAAAAAAGCGAAUGUUUUGGAUUACUUGGUGUUAAUGGUGCAGGAAAAAGUACGACCUUCAGAAUGCUUACUGGGGAGGAAGUUCCUAAUAGUGGUGUCAUGUAUUUGAAUGGAAAAGAAAUUACUUCCAAUAGAAAAGAGUAUCUGGCUCAGAUGGGAUAUUGUCCACAAAAUUCUGCUUUGAUAAAAACGCUGAAUUCUAGAGAUCACUUGAAAUUAUUCGCUUGUCUUCGAGGAGUUCCAAAUAAUCAAGUGUCUUCUGAAGUUCAAAAAUGGAUCAACAGAUUAAAUUUAAAUCUUUGCGCACUUCAGCCAUGUGGAACCUAUAGUGGAGGAAACAAACGAAGAUUAAGUAUUGCUAUUGCAUUAAUCGGAAAUCCAAAUUUGGUAUUAUUGGAUGAGCCAACGACAGGCGUUGAUCCCGCUGCUCGAAGAUCUCUAUGGCAUGUGAUUAAAUCUUGCCAAUUAGCUGGACAAUCUAUUAUUCUGACAUCUCACAGUAUGGAAGAAUGCGAAGUCCUUUGUAAUCGACUCGUAAUUAUGGUGAGAGGACAACUGGUCUGUAUUGGCCCAAGUGAACAAUUGAAACAGCGAUUUGGAGCUGGUUACGAUAUCAACUUAAAAUUGCAUCCAGAUAGAUCUAAUAUUGACAUUGUGAAUAUGAAAAACGAUAUAGAAAAGGCUCUGGAAUGUGAACUUCGUGAUGAGCACGUGGGCUACUUAACGUACCACGUUACUAAUGCCACUACAAAAUGGAAAACCAUGUAUGGCGUAAUGAAAAAUUUGCAAGAAAAAUACAGCUGCAUAGAGGAUUUCUCAGUAUUAUCUGCUACACUUGAGCAGCUGUUCUUGCAGUUUGCUAGGGCUGAUGAAAAUAAGAUGCCCACUUCUGAAGAGAGAAAUCUCAUCAUAUCCUUAGUAAAUAGCGAGCCAGGUGCCCAGCUUUAAAUGUGAGAUUAUUGUGUUGCCGUUUGUCGUAUUUAAUUUUCCCAAAGCAGCUUUGCGUUAAUAAUGCACAUUCGUCAAUUAGAAAUAAUUAUAUUUGAAGACUUCUUAAGGAAACUACUUAUUGACAGACGCAAUAGAGAAUUACAAAACGCUGUAUAAUCAAAUAAUUAGUGUGAUAAUAGUGAAGUAACAAAAAAAUAUACAGAAAUAAUUGGAAACUAAGCAUCUUCGCCCAAAAUACUUUAAAAAGCUCGUCUUAUAUACUUUAAAGUGUAAAGUAAGCUCAUAACUUUUUACGGAGUUUCGCGUUCAGUUUUGUCCAAAUUUUAGUUAUAUCUCGAAAAUCUAACUAUUUUUUGCCUUCCAACACUCGAAAAUCCUCUUUAUAAUAUUUUAAUAACUGAUUGGGGUAAUGUUUUUUGAUUGUCGAAUACCACAAAAGGGAUUUAAGAUUUAAAAAAGGCAAAGAGACUGGAUCUUCAUGUAAAUACGACAUUUAAAUCGUAUCAAUUAUAUUGUAGUCAAUAAUAUUUUAAUAAGUUCUUGUAAGAUAUUUCUUACAAGGUACAAGUAUUAUUAAUAAUUUAGCUUAUACAAAACUAUUUUCAUACUGUGAUUACUGUAGUUUUUUUUUAGAGAAAUAUAUUUGUUGAGGCU
Molecule: messenger RNA, 5903 nt
Organism: Belonocnema kinseyi
Lineage: Eukaryota; Metazoa; Arthropoda; Insecta; Hymenoptera; Cynipidae
Product: retinal-specific phospholipid-transporting ATPase ABCA4-like
Exons: 25
Coding region: 234-5246 (1670 amino acids)
Biological process (GO): transmembrane transport; lipid transport
Cellular component (GO): membrane; intracellular membrane-bounded organelle
Molecular function (GO): ATP binding; ABC-type transporter activity; lipid carrier activity
Source: RefSeq, a predicted model, not a curated record